Peniophora sp. CBMAI 1063 is the source of this 7020-nucleotide messenger RNA. The record is from the annotation of a GenBank genome assembly. Lineage: Eukaryota; Fungi; Basidiomycota; Agaricomycetes; Russulales; Peniophoraceae.
AUGGCUUCCGCGCGACGCGCUUCACUGCUCAACAAGCUCUUCGACUCUAUCGUACGCGGCGAGCAAACGAUCACCCUCGAUAACAGCGGCCACUACCUAGAGGCGCUCUGCACCCGAGACGCGCGCAAUAUUUUCGACACACUCAUCGCUACGCCCAAGACCCUUGACGCACUCCAGGCAGCGAUGCACGCUGAAUUGGGAUCCGAUAGGCUGAAUGGACACAACGCUCGCGUUCUCAUCCUCCUUCAAGAUCCAGCACUCGCCACAAUCGGUGGCGGCAAGCUACUACAGACGAUCCUGUUGAAGGUCGCGACGCCACAGUAUCUCCUCUUUGCCUACAGGGCUGCAUUGCUUGGAGGCGAACUAAAUGGGGAGGGGGAGAAGGCUUUCAGCGGGUUGUUGUGCCAGCUCGUCUCCUAUCGCGACACGGGCGCGAACUACCAUCCGUUGGUAGCGGAGACCGUUGAUACUCUGCUCGCUUCAACGUCACCCGCUGUUCGGGCCAAUGCGCAGAAGCUUCAGAGUCUCCUGUCACCCGCGCUCACUUUGAGCCCGGUGCUCUCUUCAGUCGUAAGCGGUCCUGGCGGCAGACACGAUAACGAUCCUGUGAACUAUCGCGAAGUCGACAUCCUUCCUACUCCCGACGAGCUGGCCUGCAAGAAGCCUCCAUACCUCCUGCCCUCCCUUGCUCUUGAAGAUGUACCCAACGACUCCCGCGCACAGGCCCAUAUAGAGAAUCAAUUCCGCUUACUGCGCGAGGACAUCAAGUACGAGUUGGUGGAAGAACUCGAGAAUCUUUCCAAGAAGAGGACUCCGCGUGGCUUCGCAGUUGAGGGUCUGCACCUCGUUGGCGUCUUCGGCAUCACCACAGACAACCGUGGCAAUGAGAGCUGCGCCAAGUGGGGAUUGAAGUUCGAGUGUAGCGAAGAUCUGCCGUUCUUCAAGAGCGCCAAACCGAAGAGGCGAAAGGCCCACUUGAUCAACGACAAGCGUCUCAUGCGCCACCAGUCACUUACUUGCCUGAUCCUCGAUGGCGCCGCCGUCGCCUUCCCCAUCCUUCACCGCGACGAGGAUCUCCUAUCGAAGACCAAACCCAUCAUCUGUCUCCAGUUUGAUGGCGAGAUCGCGACAGUACAUGCGCUCACGAUGCUCAAGUCGGCGAAGUCGGUCAAGGUCGUGCAAUUGGAUACCGCGAUCCUCGCGCAUGAGCCCGUGCUCAAGUCUCUACAAGCGAUGCGCCCUCCCGCACUAGCUCCCGAGCUCUUCCUCUGGGAUGACGACCCGCUCCAGCCGCCUCCAAAGACAGCGAACGAUCUCGUCGCUCAAUUGGAAAUGGAUCCCCAACUCGACAUCGGUGCUGCACUGGGCUUGGACAAGACAAUAACCUUGGACUCUGCGCAGACAGCGUCUCUGUUGACUGCCCUCAAGCAGCGAGUUUCUCUCAUACAAGGACCGCCAGGUUGCGGGAAGGGUUUCAUAGGUGCCUUAAUUGCAAAGAUCAUGCACGAUAGGACGGAUGCAAGGAUUCUCAUCGCCUGCUACACCAACCACGCUUUAGACCAGUUAUUAGAGGACCUGCUAGACAACAACGUCCCUGCCGACAGCAUGGUACGGCUCGACGGCAAGACUACGACACGUACGGCGCAUAUCCCCCUGUUCAAUCGGACCCGCGUAUCAGCACUCUCGCGGAACAACUUCGAUUCGGCUGAUGCCCUUCACAAGAAACUCUCCACUUUGGACUCGGACGUACAAGACGAGUUUGCGCGAUACCAGGCGGGAGCAUCGGACGACGACCUGCUUACUCACAUUGAGUUCGACAUAAACCUGAAAGACUACGCGGAGGCGUUCCGCGUGCCAGCUCCUGACGACGACACAGACGGGGUGUUCAAGAUCUCGGGGCGCGGCCGUGCUUUACACAAGUGCUAUUUGCUACGGCGAUGGAGGUCCGGGAAGAACGCGGGCGUGUUUCAGCGCCAUCCUCGCUUCAAUACAGGCAGUGCUGCUCGCGUCUGGCGAAUGCGGGUGAAUGAGCGUCGCGAACAUCUUCAGAUCUGGCAGGAGGACACGCUGCGCGACCAGGUUAAAGAGCUUUAUGACCGUGGGAAGCGGUACAACGACAUGCAGACGGUGCUUAAUCGCAUAUCCUGCGAACGCGACAUCAACGUACUCAAGUCGAAGCGCAUCAUCGCUUGCACAACCACGGCGGCGGCGAAGUACGCGGAUAUGCUUCACGAGGUCACGCCGGACGUCCUCCUUGUCGAGGAGGCGGGAGAGAUUCUUGAGAGUCAUGUUCUGGCGCUACUAGGCUCGGAGACUCAACAUAUGAUCCUGAUCGGCGACCAUCAGCAAUUACGACCGAAGGUGAACAGCCACGAGCUUACGGUGGAGAAGGACGCGGGCUUCGAGCUCAACGUCUCCCUCUUCGAGCGUCUGAUCUUGUCAGGCUAUCCGCACCAGUCUCUGAAGAAGCAGCACCGCAUGCGCCCGGAGAUAUCUGAGAUGAUCCGCCACUUGACGUACCCCGAUCUCGUUGACGCCGAGAAGACGCACGGGCGCCCAGACUUGCGCGGUUUCGACGACAACGUCGUCUUCCUCACGCACUCACAUCUGGAGGAUGAUCUCGGCGACAUCGCGGAUGCGCCCGACGGUGGCUCCAAGUUGCUGAAGCAGAACACGUUCGAGGUACAGAUGGUGCUGAAACUUAUCAAGUUCCUCGUGCAGCAAGGCUACGGGACAAAGAACAUCGCCGUACUCACGCCAUACCUCGGUCAACUGAGCAAACUCAAGAGUGCGCUUCAGGCAGAGGUAGAUCCUUACCUCAGCGAGAUGAACUUGCACGAUCUUUCACGCGCGGGUAUGGCGUCGUCUGCCAACGCGAAGCACAAGAAGAAGCCCUUACGACUCUCGACCAUCGAUAAUUACCAGGGCGAGGAGGCAGAUGUAGUCAUCAUAACCUUGACGCGCUCCAACGCAGCGAACGAUAUCGGUUUCAUGUUCUCGCCCGAGCGCCUGAACGUUUUGCUCUCGCGCGCACGCGAUGCAUGCAUCAUGAUCGGCAACGCGGAGACGUUCUGCAACUCACCCAAGGGCGGAGAGCUCUGGACCAAGUUCAUCAACUUCAUACGUGACCGCGGCCAUUUUUAUGAGGGCCUUCCCUUUCGUUGUCCACGGCAUCCUGACCGCACGGCGAUUCUGAGGAAACCAGACGACUUCGAGGAACAUUGCCCCGAUGGUGGCUGUGCAUCGCCGUGCGACGUGAUCUUAAGCUGUGGGCAACACAAGUGUCCGUCUCAUUGCCAUAAUGUGUCUGACCACAGCGGGAUGCGAUGCGAAAUGGUGCUCGACUGGACGUGUGCAAAGGGUCACAAGCAUCGUUACCAGUGCCCUGCCGGUCCGCCGGUGACCUGUGCUGAGUGUGGAAAGGAGGCGGAGCAGGAGGCCCAGCGCCUAAAGGAGUACGAACUACGGGCCAAGCGCGAAGGAGAGCAGAAGGAACACGAGCGUCAGAUGGGCGAGCUUGCGAAGCUUGAGGCGGAGCUAUUGAAGCAGCAAGAGCUCGAGCUCGCGCAACAGCGUCGCCAGGCGAUUGAUGACCUACGAGGAGAGCUCGAGAACGCCCGUAAGCGCACGGUUCAGAGCCAGACGGACAUCGGGCAAUCAGCGGCUUCUUCAACAUCAGUGGACGCGCCCGCCACGCCAACGACAAUUUCCUCUGACGCCAGCGCUUCACCUACGACUGCCUCGGGCGCAUCAAGUCCGUCGCCGGUAUCAUAUGCUCUGGAUAACGUCGACACAACUUCCGCGGAUGCACCCUCGACGCAUGACACAGGAUCAGUCUCGGAUUCUCAGGCCGAGGUGUGGGAUAUGAUGGGCGCGGGGUCGCCGCCCAGCAGCCCAUCGCCGGCGGGACAUGCCAGCCCCGCCGCGAUUGUUGCUCCCACAUCGCCAACUAUUCCCGCGAAUAUCCCCUCAACGGCUUCAACUUCUGUACUUCCCUCGGUGUCGCCCGUCUCGCCAACUCAACCCGAUUCAACGGGACUCUCUCAGCCGUUGCCCCCCUCCCCAUCGCGGCUCAAAUGGGAAAAGCAGAAAGAAAUGGAUGGCGCGUCCAAUAGGCAUAUUGACGAUCUCAUGGCGAUGACCGGGCUUGAGACGGUGAAGGAGCAGGUGCUGACUAUCCGGGACCGAAUCGAGCUCGCUAAGCGGCAAGACAUGUCGAUGAGCGACGAGCGCUUCAACAUCAGUUUGCUGGGAAAUCCGGGCACAGGCAAGACCACCGUCGCUCGCCUGUAUGCAAAAUUCCUGUCAUCUGUCGAUCUCAUUCCUGGCGACGCUUUUGUGGAAACCACGGGCUCUCGUCUGUCGAACGAAGGAAUCGACGGCGCGAAGAAGCACAUCAACUAUAUCCUUUCUGAUGAUGGCGGCGCUAUCUUCAUUGACGAAGCAUACCAACUCGUCUCAUCGAAAAACUCCAGUGGAAGCCAGGUCCUCGACUACCUUCUUGCCGAGAUGGAGAACAACGUCGGGAAGAUUGUGUUUAUCCUCGCCGGCUACAACAAAGAGAUGGAGGCCUUCUUCGAGCAUAACCCUGGUAUUCCCAGUCGUGUCCCGUACACGCUCACGUUCGUGGAUUACACGGAUCACGAGCUGAUGCACAUGUUCGAGGGCUACGUUGCGAAGAAGUACAGGGGCCGGAUGCAGAUCCAAGGCGGCUCCCGCGGAUUAUACACCCGCAUCGCGAUCAGGCGCCUUGCGCGCGGUCGAGGCAGGCCCGGCUUUGGCAACGCCCGAGCGAUGCAGAACAUGUUCUCCGCCAUUGCCGAGCGUCAAGCGAUACGAAUCGAGAGGGAGCGAACCCCUGACAACCCCGUCGACGAGAUGCUCUUCACCAUGGAGGAUAUGAUCGGCUCCAAUCCGUCGACUGCCGUCACCAGGAGCGAGGCGUGGAAGAAGCUCAAUAAGAUGAUCGGACUUGCUUCCGUCAAGCAGUCUGUCCAAGAGCUCGUGGACACCAUCGGCGAGAACUAUCACCGCGAGCUACUCGAGAAGAAACCGCUUCAGUUCAACUUGAAUCGCGUGUUCUUAGGGAGUCCAGGGACAGGUAAGACGACCGUGGCCAAGCUGUACGGGCAGGUUCUGGCCGACAUAGGCAUGCUCAGCAACGGCGAAGUGCUCAUGAAGAACCCGUCCGAUCUCAAGGGGCAAUACGUCGGACAGUCAGAGGCUCAUACGAAGGCAGUCUUGAGAAACGCGGUUGGCAAAGUUCUUGUCAUCGACGAGGCGUACAUGCUUUACAAGGGAAGUGGUGGAAAGGACGGCCUUUCCCACGGUGACAGCUUUACUACUUCUGUCAUCGACACUAUCGUCGCGGAGGUUCAAGGUGACCCUGGAGACGAUCGAUGCGUGCUCAUGUUGGGAUACGAAAGGGAAAUGCUGGAAAUGUUCAACAAUGUCAAUCCAGGUCUUGCCCGCCGUUUCCGCAUCGAGGAGGCCUUCCGUUUCAAAGACUUCGACGACACAGAGCUUCUACAGAUGUUGAACAUGAAGCUGAAGGAACAGGACUUGGACGCGACCGACGACGCCAAGCGGGUUGCCAUAGACUCUCUCGGGCGCGAGCGCAACCGUCCCAACUUCAGCAACGGUGGCGCUGUCGAGAACUUGCUCGGAGCCGCGAAAGCUCGCUAUCAAGCGCGUCAAGCGCAGCUAUCGCCCUUGGAGCGCACGUACAAUGUUGUCUUCCAGCCAGCAGACUUUGACCCCGAGUUCGACCGUGUUGCCAAAUCCGCCGCGAAUCUUGUUAAAGUCUUCGAGGACCUCGUUGACUCCAAUGAGGUUGUCGCGAAGUUGGAGCACUACCAGAAGGUCGCACGCUACAUGCGCGCGACAGGCAGGAAGCCUCGAGAAGCACGAGAUUUCAUCCCAACAACGUUCGUAUUCAAGGGACCUCCAGGUACCGGCAAGACGACCACGGCGAGGAAGAUGGGCCAGGUCUACUUCGAUAUGGGCAUGCUGUCAUCGCCGGAUGUCGUCGAGUGCUCUGCUUCAGACCUUGUGGGACAAUUCACCGGCCAUACUGGCCCCAAGGUUCGUCAGCAAUGUGAGAAGGCGCUCGGGAAGGUACUCUUCAUCGACGAAGCCUACCGACUUGGCCAAGGACGCUUUGCUAAGGAGGCCGUGGACGAGUUAGUCACUGUCCUCACACAAGACGCGUUUCAGGGCAAGUUCAUCGUUAUCCUCGCCGGCUAUGACAAGGAGAUGGAUCAGCUUAUGACUGUCAAUAUCGGGCUCGCAAGCCGCUUCCAAGAGGAAAUUCUGUUCGCACAUUUCUCACCGGAUCGUUGUCUCCGCAUCCUGGCCCAGGAGAUCAAGAAGGCUCAAGUACGGUCGCCUGAACUCGAACAGCCGUCUUCGCCAGAAGCUCAAGCCCUCGUCGAGGUAUUCGAGUCACUUUGUCGUCUAUCUAAUUGGGGCAACGCGCGCGAUGUCAUCACUCUGGCUAACAAGAUGGUCCGCGUGACAAUCCAUGAGGCCGAUCCGGACGACAUGAGCGGACCUCUGACUUUGCGCUGGUCUGACGCGCUAUCGUGUGCACAGACCAUGCUUAAGGAGAAACGUGAUCGCCUACUGUCGCAGUCGAAAGACUUCGGCGAGGUUGACGACGAUCUCCCCGAAAUGUCGGCCGAUCCGCCGCCGCCGCCGCCAGUAAGGACUCAAACAGCUUCAGCAUCCCAGGACCCGCCGCCGCGGCUGCCACCACCAGCUUCCCUGCAAUGGCAUGCAGCUACAUCGUCUCCGAGGCAUCCUGAGGCGCAGCGUCGAGGAAAGACCGCGGCAAGGCGUGAACGCGACCGCGUCCCGAAACAGCAACAAGAGCAACGCAAGAAGCGCGAAGCGGAGAUCCAGCGCAGGCUCCAGCGAAUGGGUUUGUGCGUUAUGGGUUACGAGUGGAUCGCAGAAAGUGGAGGUUACCGCUGCGCAGGUGGCACACACUUCGUCUCGAAUGCCGAGUUGGACAUAUGA